AUGCUGCAGACCCAAGGCGGCUUCUCUUCUGAGAGCCAAGUGCGCGCCAAGAGUGAGUGGCUCAACCUUCGAGGUGGAGGAUACGUCUUCCUGGAGUACUGGGCCGAGAGCGGGCGGAUCAGCAAUGGGAUAGACUUGUUCUUCCCGAAGUUUGCCGAGGUUCAAGGUGCAGUCAUUUUCGCGCAGCAAGGCGUUACCAAGAGAUAUGAUUUCUCAGCCAACAGCGGGCAGAAGACCGUGCUAUUUCACGGCGCGGUGCCCGACGCUGAGCUCGUGGUCGAAAUCAAGGAGGUGACGAGACCAAAGAUCUCCGGCCCCACUGUUGGCACAGAGGAGUUCUCCUGGAAUCCGGGAGCCUUCCCAGAUGCAGAUGGCGUGGAGAUGACGAGCCAAAGCUUCGAAAUGAAAGACGGUGGCUACUUCUUUAUUGUGUACCACUCCGGCUUCAGAAGGCAAAUCAAGUACUUCAAGUUCGAUUUCCCGUCAUGGAUAGACUUGAAUGCAACAGCUACCGUGACCGCCCAGGGGGUACGCAAACAGUACGUCAUAUCUGAGCGAAACACGUAUGUGCAGCUGCGCGGCGCCAUACUGGUUUCGGAAAUCACCUUGGCGAUUGAAAGCGUGGUGCGACCGAUUGUGCAUGAUCCUGCAAAGUUUGUGUGGGAGCCCACGGAGGGAUUCCCCACAGAGCCCGACCAGGAGAUUGUGAGCGAUCGCUACAACAUGAAAGAGGGUGGCUAUUACUUCAUCAAGUAUUUUGCCGAGGGCCACUAUAACUCCAACCGCUUCAGUUUUGACUUCCCGGGGUGGUUGAAGGUUGCUGGCACUGCCACGGUGGUUGCACAAGGCAUCAGCAAGCAGUUCCCCGUUAGCUGCGACGAUGGCACUACCGUUUUGAAACUGUAUGGAGCAAAGCGAGUUUCGAAGCUUACUCUUGUCAUCAACGAGGUAGUGAUGCCGGAGCUCAAUGUCACGGGUCCUGGCAAAGAAGAGUUCGUUUGGAUGCCUUCCCGCGAAUUCCCCACAGAGGGCCAGCUGGUGAGCGAUCGCUACAACAUGAAAGAGGGCGGCUAUUACUUCAUCAAGUAUUUUGCCGACGACCGCUAUGGCCCCAACCGGUUCACAUUUGACUUCCCGGGGUGGUUGAAAGUUGCUGGCACUGCCACGGUGGUUGCGCAAGGCAUCAGCAAGCAGUUCCCCGUUCGCUGCAAUGAUGGCUAUACCACGUUGAAAGUGUACGGAUCAAAGCGGAUCUCGAAGCUCACGUUUGUCAUCGAUGAGGCAGUGAUGCCUGAGCUCAAUGUCACGGAUUCUGGUAAAGAAGAGUUCGUGUGGAAGCCCUCCGGUGAAUUCCCCACAGAGGGCCAGCUGGUGAGCGAUCGCUACAACAUGAAAGAGGGUGGCUAUUACUUCAUCAAGUAUUUGGCCGACGACAGCUACGGCCCCAACCGGUUCCGAUUUGACUUCCCGGGGUGGUUGAAAGUUGCUGGCACUGCCACGGUGGUUGCGCAAGGCAUCAGCAAGCAGUUCCCUGUCAGCUGCAACGAUGGCUAUACCACGUUGAAAGUGUACGGAUCAAAGCGGAUCUCGAAGCUCACGGUUGUCAUCGAUGAGGCAGUGAUGCCUGAGCUCAAUGUCACGGAUUCCGGCAAAGAAGAGUUCGUUUGGAAGCCUUCCAGUGAAUUCCCCACAGAGGGCCAGCUGAUGAGCGAUCGCUACAACCUGAAAGAGGGUGGCUAUUACUUCAUCAAGUAUUUUGCCGACGACAGCUAUGGCCCCAACCGGUUCAGAUUUGACUUCCCAGGGGGGUUGAAAGUUGCUGGCACUGCCACGGUGGUUGCGCAAGGCAUCAGCAAGCAGUUCCCUGUUAGCUGCAACGAUGGCUAUACCACGUUGAAAGUGUACGGAUCAAAGCGGAUCUCGAAGCUCACGUUUGUCAUCGAUGAGGCAGUGAUGCCUGAGCUCAAUGUCACAGAUUCUGGCAAAGAAGAGUUCGUGUGGAAGCCCUCCGGUGAAUUCCCCACAGAGGGCCAGCUGGUGAGCGAUCGCUACAACAUGAAAGAGGGUGGCUAUUACUUCAUCAAGUAUUUUGCCGACGACCGCUAUGGCCCCAACCGGUUCAGAUUUGACUUCCCGGGGUGGUUGAAAGUUGCUGGCGCUGCCACGGUGGUUGCGCAAGGCAUCAGCAAGCAGUUCCCCGUUAGCUGCGACGAUGGCUACACCACGUUGAAAGUGUACGGAUCAAAGCGGAUCUCGAAGCUCACGUUUGUCAUCGAUGAGGCAGUGAUGCCUGAGCUCAAUGUCACGAUCGCUACAACCUGA
Messenger RNA from Symbiodinium natans, 2322 nucleotides. NCBI's taxonomy places the organism in Eukaryota, Dinophyceae, Suessiales, Symbiodiniaceae. The record is from the annotation of a GenBank genome assembly.